Molecule: messenger RNA, 819 nt
Organism: Priceomyces carsonii
Lineage: Eukaryota; Fungi; Ascomycota; Pichiomycetes; Serinales; Debaryomycetaceae
Product: nicotinamide-nucleotide adenylyltransferase
Exons: 1
Coding region: 1-819 (272 amino acids)
Cellular component (GO): nucleus; cytoplasm
Molecular function (GO): nicotinamide-nucleotide adenylyltransferase activity; ATP hydrolysis activity
Source: RefSeq, a predicted model, not a curated record
AUGUCUCGAAGGCUCAAUUUCCAUAAGGCAUUAGCUGACUUUCUAAAGUCACCUCGUGAUAUCGAUAUCAUUUACAGAUCAUCAGCUAGCUUCGUGGAGUCAAAAACAAGUGGUAUUUGUGUGUUAGAUUCGUCUUUCAAUCCUCCUCAUUUGGGACAUUAUGCUCUAAUAAAAGAGGCAAUGAGACAUUUUCAAAGCAUUGGAGAUCUUGAAAAGGAAAAAUCAGUCUUGCUCUUACUUUCUGUCAAGAAUGCGGAUAAGGUUAACCCUCAGCCAGAACCAUUUGAUAAAAGACUCGAAAUGAUGUUCCAUAUGGCUAACUAUUUGCAGAAAAGCUUGGGUCUUAAAAUUGGGAUUGCUUUAACGAAGCAUGCGAGAUUUGUUGAUAAAUCAAUUGCAAUAUUGGAUUAUUUAAGAAAAGAAUAUAAAGUUUCAACCAUUAAAUUGACUUUCUUGGUGGGAUUUGAUACCUUGGUACGAAUUUUAGAUCCUAAAUACUAUUUACCAGACAAAUUGACGACUUCUUUGGAAGAUUUCAUGAACUCGGCUGACUUAUUUUGCCUCACAAGAAACGUUACUUCCUUUUCCUUAAAGGAUCAAUCGACUUACCUUGAUGACAUUAACCAAGGUAAAUUUCUGCAUAUACCAGCCCACUGGUCUGAUAGUAUAGUUUUUCCUGAACAUGCAGAUCAAGGUGUGAGUUUAAUUAGUUCAUCUUCCAUUAGGAAGAAUAUAAGAGACGGUAAAAGUGAUUGGAUUAAUGAUGUAAUACCUGAAAUCAAAGAUAUGAUAAUUGAUGAGAACUUAUACAAAUCCUAA